AUGUGCUCUAUGCUGGGUGGAGUCUCAGGACAUCAUCGCCUUCGUACUCAAUGCGGCAUCUGCGGCCAGGUAUUGUUGGCUGGCGUUAGCUUUGUGGCUUUGCUAGGUAACGGUCUUGAACCCGAAUCAGGACUUUGUCUUGAUCGUGGAGUAUUCCCAGACUCUCGGAGCAUUAGAAUUGGCAGAAAUGUCCUAUGCUGGGCACCGAGCUGCCGGCGAUGCAUAGAUGCUACUGAUGCAGUAGGCUUGCAUUCUACCUGCCUGGACCUGUUCCGAGAACACUGCAAAAUCGAAAAUGCGGUUGAAAGAUUGUGGAUAACGAUUGGCAAGAGAAACCUCUGGCAACGGGCUCCAAUUCUUCAGCUAGAUCGUGAAACGGGACUUGACAUUGAGAUUGUCCGCGAGAAGGCAGAAGCUUAUGGUAUUCGAAUACUGAAGCUUCUACCACCAGAGCUCAUCCACAUGAUACGAGAGUACAGCGAUUCAGCAACGUUUUGGCGCUACAUACAUGUUCUCAGCCUAGCUCGGGAGCUGUCCUGCUUGCAGCCCGACGUUGUUCCACGGAUUGCUUGGAUACCUUUGUGUAAUAUCCUAUCUUGGACACGAGGAGAUUACGCUGCUGUGUUAUCAAGCAACUGCCCGCCAUUAGUACGUUUGACUCUCGAUUACAGGGGGAUACGUAAGAUCGAGAGGCUGUCGAAAUCAUCAUACGAGCCCAGACGGUCGGACAGGGAGGCAUUUGUCAUUUCGCCUGCGAUAUGCUUUCAGGAUGUUGUCGCUGUGCUAAAGUUUCACGUGUUGCGGCUUGAACUCCCUUCAUCUCUGUUGGGGUUUCAUAUCUGGGAUACCCCCAACCCCCCUGAUAUUGAGGAUUGUGACUUUUACGGCCGCGUGACACCGGCCAUGCAAUUCAAGACCACCAACCUACGCAGUGUAACGGGCCUCACUUUCUUCUUCUCUUUUAGUAAGCUCUACGCAAUACACGCGCAUACACAUGCGAGACCUUGUGCAACGAAAACAUUCAACCGCCUUCCUGCGAAGCGACAGGAAAGUGUCGUAUGGAUAUAUUUACCGAUGCCGAGAGAUGAAGAAAUCACCGCGAUCGCGAUGCGGUUGAAGGUCGAAGGAGGAGGGGCUACAACGCAGAAGCCUUUUUUCAUGAUUCGUACAAAGCUAGCUGGGGAUGUAUAUGUUGGCCCAUGCCACCUUAGGCAGCACAGAGACAUCGUUCUCAGCCAGUCAAGUCCAGAACUGCUCAUUCAUAGUGUUGCAGAUGUCGGACCAGCUACUGUAUUCGGAACAUAUCCGCGCAAGCAGCACCGGGAUACUUUCUCGCCGUUUGACAGCCGCUGGCCGAAUAUGGAUCCUCUUCUUCAUCUAAUGUUCGAGCAUAUGUAUCUUUCAGUGGCGCCGUUAAAGGACGUGACUGGUAUUCAGGUUCUCGAAGACGAGGACUUUGAAUGCAAAGGCAUGAUAUUCGACUAUAGCAACGGUGCUCAGAGAGCCUUGGGGGACUGUAGAUUUGGUCUUUAUCGUGCCAAAGCGUAUGUGAGGCCACGGCGGUUGUGCUACUGUCAUGUCCAACCUACACCGGCAAUAGUGCGAGGCGUUCACGUCGAGAUCGGAAAUGAGUCGAGCCAUGCACACAGUGGCGAUGACUGGAAGUGUUCGGAAAUGGAAGGGAAUAUCAUGUUUUGGUUUUCUAAGGAACAUUCAGUCAUCGUCCGCCACCCCGUCGAGAACACAACAGCGCAGUAA
Molecule: messenger RNA, 1758 nt
Organism: Fusarium redolens
Lineage: Eukaryota; Fungi; Ascomycota; Sordariomycetes; Hypocreales; Nectriaceae
Exons: 4
Coding region: 1-1758 (585 amino acids)
Source: RefSeq, a predicted model, not a curated record